CUUUAUCAGUAUUAGGACUAAAGUUUUUCAAAAGUGCAUUUUGUUUAAAAUUUCCAAGGAGGCAAGUAUAUUUCCAGUGUAUGUUGAAAAAUGGAUACUUCCGAAAAUAAGAAGAACAAAAAAAAACGCAAGGCGAGCAAAUCUAUAAGUAAAACAUCAUCAGAACAGAAAGAAAAUGUUCCGAAAAAUAAAGACCGGGUUAUAAAAAGUGAACCAGAUGACGGCAUUGCCAAAUCUAAACUAUUGUUACAAAAAAAAAGUAAACCCCGUGCCAGAAGAUCAAAACAAGAACGGAUUCACCUCAAUGGUGCUGAUCCAGAAGAUGAGGAACCAAAACAGAAGAGGGCUAAAAAGUCACGGAUUAAAAAUUACUCAAAAUCUACAUUCAACGCACUCAGUGAUGAAAUUUCUAAAAAAUUGACUGAAAAUGAAUCAGGUAAUGUUAGUGAUUGUAGUUCAGAUAGUAAUAAAACAAUAGAAUAUGAUUUUACACCAUAUCAACCUCCAAAGCCACGGCCUUUUUCACCAAUUCCAAGUACUUCUAGAGACAGGGAAACUUUUAUUAAAAAUGAUGAGCGAUUUAAUGAAAGUUUGAAGGGUAUUGAAGCAAUGGAACAAUGUUCCCCUCAUAAAGAAAAGGCCACUGAACAUGAACAGGAACAAAAGCCAAUGCACAAUGUAAAAUUAGAGGAAACUACUGCAACAGAGCAAUCCUCUCAAAAUGAAAAUGAAGUAGAAAUUAUUGAUGUACCCUAUGACACCAUUGAAAUUGAUGACUAUAGUGAUAGUUUUUCACAAAAAACUAUCAUAAAUGAAGUGGAAGAAAUUGAUUUAAUCCAAAUAAUGGAGCCACAGGGCAACAAAGUUCCUCCCAACCCUAAACAAACAACAAGUAAUUUGACCAAUGAUGAAGAUUGCAUAGUUAUUACAAAUGAAACUAUAAAUGAGGAUUCAAGAGAAACCAUAAUUAUUGAAGAUGAGUAUAGCUCCAUAAAUGAAUUCACACUUAACAAUGAAAAGUAUGACAGUUGUAUUGAUGUAGAUGAAAUAAUAAAUGAAAAUAAAAGUAUACUUGAAAAAUGGAAAAAUAAAACAAAAGAAUUUAACAAAAUAACUACAGUAAUUGAAGUUCCUGACGAUUCUAGUAAUACAAGAAUGCCAACAUCAACUACUAUCACUAACCCCACAAAUAAUAAUCCAUCAAAUUCCCAGAUUGAUCAAAAUGACAGCAUUGUGCUAGUAGACUGCCCAAGUCCUCAAACAGUAACUGAUCGCAGUCAACAGAAUAGGCAAAAUCAACAAACAUUGUCAGAACAAGUCGACGUUAUUGAAGAAGUUCCUCUACCACAGUCACAGGAUUCUGUAUUUAAAAACAUACUUGAUGAUUUCUUUAAACACAGAGCACGAAACAGUACAAAUGUAAGGCCUGUUAACACUAAACAUUUGGAAAGGUUACUUGAAUCAUUUUUUAAUUCAGUACCAGGUGCAAAUAACAGCAGUCAAAUAAGCACAGUAAAUAGUCAAACAGCAACCAACAAUCUACAAAUUGAAGAAAACAGGCAGAGACCUCCUCCUGAAGUUAGCAGGCCACCUCCCCAAACCACCAGCACCCCUCGACCACCAUCACCAGAACCAAAAAGAAGUUUAGGAGAUUGUCCAAUUUGUUUGGACUCGCUUGCGUCUAAUGGGAUUGCUUCUACAUUAUGUGGUCAUGUUUUCUGUGUGAAUUGUAUAAAAACAGCUAUUAGACAAAAUGGAAAAAAAUGUCCUACAUGUCGAAAAGCUCUAAAAGGUCCAAAUGGAGGAUACCAUCUAUUGUAUUUGUAAAUAUGUAUUUACUUUGCCUAUGGUUUGAUUUUUUAUAUUCUUUAAAUCUUAUUUGAAAUAUAACAUUUUCAUUGAUCAAACCCAAAGCAAAUGCAGGCG
Molecule: messenger RNA, 1926 nt
Organism: Spodoptera exigua (beet armyworm)
Lineage: Eukaryota; Metazoa; Arthropoda; Insecta; Lepidoptera; Noctuidae
Source: the annotation of a GenBank genome assembly